Helobdella robusta is the source of this 408-nucleotide messenger RNA. RefSeq lists its product as hypothetical. The annotation marks the transcript as partial. Gene Ontology annotation, molecular function: RNA binding. Gene Ontology annotation, cellular component: U2 snRNP; precatalytic spliceosome; catalytic step 2 spliceosome. NCBI's taxonomy places the organism in Eukaryota, Metazoa, Annelida, Clitellata, Rhynchobdellida, Glossiphoniidae. The record is from RefSeq and is a predicted model, not a curated record. The transcript is spliced from 3 exons. Gene Ontology annotation, biological process: mRNA splicing, via spliceosome.
CUCAGGAACACGAAAAACCUCCAGAAACUUAACCAGAAAGAGUUAGAACUGGGGCUGAGCGGUACCAGCACAUCCUGGCAUAAAGAUUACAAAGACAGUGCCUGGAUUUUCGUCGGGGGCCUUCCCUACGAUCUCACAGAGGGGGAUAUUAUUACUGUUUUUUCUCAGUAUGGUGAAGUAGUUAAUAUUAAUCUAAUUCGAGACAAGACGACAGGCAAGCAGAAGGGCUAUGCAUUCCUUUGUUACGAGGAUCAAAAAAGCACCAUACUGGCCGUUGAUAAUCUCAAUGCUAUCAAGAUCUUAAAUAGAAUGAUAAGAGUCGAGCAUGUGAAAGAUUACAAAAUCCCAAAAGAAUCUGGCGAUGAGGAUGAGUUAACAAAAUUGGUUCGUUCUGCCGGCUGUGGCCCC